AUGGGCUUGCUUUGCUGUCCUCUGCCACCCCGACGACGAAGGGUGGUGCCGUCGGCUGUUCGGGGACGCCCCGUCAGUCCCAGGUUCCCGCCUCGAGCGUCGCUCUCGCCUUCGCCUUCGCCCUCACCCCUCGCACCAUCGCCAUUUGCAUCCUCCACCGCCGACCCAUCUCCCACCGCGUCUCCCGAGCGCCGUCUUGCAGGCUCUCUGGCCUAUCGUCGACACUCACGGGCCAUUCCACCCUCCCCUCGACAUGGGAUGCGCAACACGUCCCAAUUCUCGUCUUUCGACACAGCUCCUCUCGCCCGCAGCAGCCCUGCGCUCGCUCUGCAACAACAAGAGGUCGCCCUCGUCGCGCGUGACAUCUGGGAAGAAGCGUACAACGAAGUCAAGAGCGACGAGACUCUCAAGCCCCUUGUGAAGAACUACGAGGAGCUCUACAUUACCCUCGGAACUGGCGGCUUGCUCGGCUCACGUCGGUCCUCGCGCGUCAUGAAGGAGCCAGACAACGACGACGACGAACGCAGUGGUUCUGUGUGGGAAUGCUUCACGAGGCUGGCACAGGAGCAUCUUGAGCUAGCAAGGCAGGAUGCCGCAAACCAGGGCAUUGUUUCAUCAGCUGUGCAGUUCAUACAGAAAACCAAGGAGGCUGUCGGCCUUGCCCUCGCCGCCUCACCGCCUGCAUCGCUGGCGUGGACCGGCAUUUGCACCAUCGUCUUGCCUAUCAUCGUCAACCACGCCGAGCAAAUUGCCGCCAGAGAGUCGGGCUUUGCCUACGUCAUGUCGCGCUUCACGUGGUACGGUCAGGUCCUGGACCUUCUCAAUCGCGAGUACUGGACCAGCCCGCAGAGCUUCUCGGCGCUGAGGAAUGCCAUCCACGACGAAAUCGUCGCACUUUACAAACUGCUGAUUGAGUACCACCUGCGAGCGUACUACACGUUCUGCCGUCCCCUCGCCACCAUUUCCAGAGACUUUCUCAAGCUGGAUGAUUGGAACCACAUGAUCUCAGAGAUCAAGGAGAGUGAGAAGCGGCUCGAAGAAUACAUGAGUCUCAACUACGAGCAGCAUCUCUUGGAUAAGCUUCACACCCUUUCCAAGGACGCCCUCCACAAGCAGAGGAUCGAGACAAUUCUCAAGUUCAAGUUUCCUGACGACCUUCCGUAUUCAGUCUAUCAAGCCUACCUCGACAGCAUCGACUCGCCCCAAGACGGGACCGGAGCUGGUGUGUUGACGCACCCCGACUUCAUUAACUGGGCUUCUGGCGAAUCUGGUGUCUUUAUCCUCGAAGGGAUCCCCGGGUCAGGGAAAUCCGUCCUCUCAAAGUCUCUGCUGACAGAACUGCCAAAAUGGCGCGACACAUACGUGUGUGCCUUCUUCUUCAAGGAUAACGGCAAGGGUCAGAAUGCGGCCCCGACAGCUCUUUGCAGGGUGCUGGACGAGCUUUUCAGGGAGCAGCCGGACCUGGUUGACACCAUCAGCCCAAGGAUCGACCACCUCCUCCCCGAAGAGGUGAGAUGCAACUUCGACCUGCUCUGGAACGUGCUCGAGGAGGCCACCAGGGAUUGCGAGCCUGGGAGUGUUACAGUGAUCCUUGACGGAUUCGAUGAGUGCGAGCCGGACUCCGCUACCAAGCUGUGCGCCAAGCUGAGGGAGUACUUCGCCGGCCCGAGCCCGCGACUGAAGUUCUUCCUGACGACAAGGCCUCUGGUCUCAGCGCCCGAGUUGACUGACGUUCCUAGUGUGAUUGUCUUGAAGCUGGAGGAGGACCCGCAUUGUCGGCGACACAUCAGCAAGGACAUUGAGCGCGUCGUCAUGGCUCGUUUUGACGGGUUCGCUCUCAAAUGCAUCCAAGACGCCGCUUUGAGACGGGAGCUGCUGGAGCUGGUCCGACCAAAAGAGGACAGGACGUAUCUGUACGUCAAACUGUUGUUCGAUUACCUUGAGCUGAGGAUGCGGGACGGCAUGCCGCGCGUCCCCCGCGGCUGGGUCGACAUCUUCAGGACGCUUCCGGCAACUGUGAAGGAGGCAUACGUCGGGUUCCUCAACCGCGUCCGUGAGAACCAAAGGGAGGACGUCAGAAGACUGUUUCAGAUUGUUCUGGCAGCUGCGAGGCCGCUCACUGUGCGCGAGGUGAAUAUUGCGCUCAACAUUCGAGAUCUCCCAAACGGAAGCCAACACGGAUUGGGCCUGCAAAACGAGGGCUGCUUCCGAAACUGGAUUUUGGAUGCAUGCAAGUAUUUCUUGGAUGUCUACAACGGCAGAGUUUACUUCAUCCACCAGACAGCCAAGGACUUCCUCCUCUCUGGCCCUGGAGAGAAUGGUCACAGCAAACCGGACUGGCUAGGCAACUUCACCAUGCAAACAUGCCACUGCGGCCUCGCCACAAGCUGCAUCCUGUACCUGUCCCUGCCUCUCCGGACGCGGUCGAGGUUCAUUGGGUUCGAUGCUCCGGCGGAGAGUGCAGACGACUACCAUCUCUGGGACGCAAACGAGCUUGAGUUUGCCACAUAUGCCCAGCUCUUCUGGCACAGCCAUGUGCGCGGGAUGCUCGGCUCAAGCGAGGGACCUGAGCCGACAACGCCCGACUUCAUGACUGAGCUGCGCCCCUGGAUUGCCGACUUGAAAGGGUCGCCGCUGCCUUGGUUGCCAUGCGUUCCGAUCAAUGCGACGGAUGCGGCUGAGAGACUUGCGGCAGCACUGCGUUCAUUGGCAACAUUCCAGACAAUCCGCUCGCUGGCAGAGUAUCAGUACUAUUCCCCGGUGCAGCCGGACUGGUUUUCCGCUCGCCUUUUCAAAAAGAACGGGCCGGCGGAUCACACGACCGACAAGCUCGAGCUCUUCAACGGGGAUUCAAUCCGGUACGUCGUCAGCAACCGCACAAACUGCCAUCCGGCCCACGUUCACAUGCUGAGCCUGAACGCGUCUUGGACCGUCGGCGUUCUGCUGUGGCAUGUCCACGUCCCACCACGGCAGCAAAGGACGGGUGAGCUCAGCAUGGCGCUCCCGCGCCGAGUCAAUGCUGACGACCCCACGGAAGCCAACGACACGGUACUGGUUAUCUUCUGCGUCGGUGAGCAGUGCGCCGAGCGGCUGACCACGGCCUCGGAGUGGCUCAAGAGCAUCCAUGUGCCGCCUGUCUGGUUGGACCCGGAGAAGGCGGAAAUUGAGGUACCGGUGCGGCCGUUCUUCGUCCCGCCGCCAAACUGGUUGGUGAAGCGGUUCAGCAUCCGCACGCUACCGCGGCUGCGGAGUGGAUCCGAGGAGGGAACUUGCGGCAUGCUAGAGGGCUGAUGGCUUCGCCUGCAGCGACCCACGGUCUCAGCUUCCUGCUUAGCAGCAACUUGCCGAGGCCCUUCUCGGCGGGCGGGACGGCAGGCCGGAUUCGCGACCGCUAGUCUCUGCGUGAUACCCGAGGGUGUCAAUUAAUGCGUGCGACGCCGACGUUGAGGUUAUACUGCGGAAUGCCAACGUGCCGCCACGGUAAGGACCAGCAGAGCUGGCCGCUGCUGGCUGCCAACAACUUGAUCAGCACAUUUAAAGGUCCCGAGAGGACUCAUCGCACAGCCCGCCGCCAACAGGUAUAAAUCAUCAUUUCCAAGCAAGGUUCAGUGUUACACAGCUUCUAAGUCUUGGAAGAACAUGGGCUUGGAAGGCAGGAGCAUGGAUUUGCAUACGCUGUUUCGCAUCCACUGCGUAUCUUAUUGUCGUUUUCUUAAUGGUUUAGAUCAGAUACAACAUGCAACACAAUAGUGUUCUGC
Thermothielavioides terrestris NRRL 8126 is the source of this 3758-nucleotide messenger RNA. RefSeq lists its product as uncharacterized. The record is from RefSeq and is a predicted model, not a curated record. NCBI's taxonomy places the organism in Eukaryota, Fungi, Ascomycota, Sordariomycetes, Sordariales, Chaetomiaceae. The transcript has 3 exons. The coding region runs from base 1 to 3291 and encodes 1096 amino acids.